AUGGAGGCCAGUGGACCUGCGGAGACACCUCAGCAGCAGCAGCAGCAGCAACAGCAGCAGCAACAGCAGCAGCUAACAAGAGGAGGCUCAGGAGACAGCACAGUGCCCCCAGACCCUCGCCCUAAACUCAACAAGAGACGCAAAAGCCUAGGAAGGGGUGUCUCCUUUAAGGAUACGACAGAAGAAUACAACUUCCUUAAAGACGGACUCAGCAAGGAGGAGACGGCGUCUCGCCAUUCACGAAGCCGUGUGGCUUCGUUUGACUGCACGCGUUUGCUGCGAAGUUUGAAGUACCAGGCUUCAUCUCCUGACGAAGUUUGUCUCGUCUCUGCUGCCAGUCAUAUGGGAUAUUCUCUUGCAUUUAGAGGGCCUGCCUCUGUUGUCUUGCAGAUAAACGACGAGUUGCGGAGUUGGCAGAUAAUUGGGGUAAACGAAUUUUCCUCGAAAAGAGCGCGGAUGAGUAUUGUACUCAGACCCACUACUUGGACCCAUGGGGCUGUCAUGUAUGCUAAAGGGGCUGACACCGCGAUGCUGCCGCUUCUAACAAGCUUUGAGGGUUUGAUUGAAGAGAGGACGUCUCUAAUGAGGAAUGAAGGGGGCCCCCUAUCUGAGGGGGGGCCCUCUGGUGUACGAAGAGAUACAGAGACACCUCCGGGGUGUACAGACGGUUGCAUGCGGCACAGCGGAGUGCCGCUGCAUGCAUCUGGGGCCCCCAGCCCCACCAAGACCAGCAGCAGCAACAGCAGCAACAGCAGCAGCAAGAGCAGCAACAGCCCAGUUAAUAGCUCUCCUACUGAAAAGUAUUAUUAUAAUAAAAACAGCAAACAUCAUCAUGAAAACAUACACAAUACCAGUACCUUGGAUAUUGACCCGGCGCUCGUCGAAGAACACCUAAAAAUAUUCUCCCUCCAGGGACUCCGCACAAUGGUGCUUGCAUGCAAGUAUAUGAGCCAGGAGGAGACAGAGGCAUACCAGCGUCUGUAUAACGACGCCUGCUCUUCCGUCUAUAGCAGAGAAGAACGCCUGGAACAGGUGGCGGAGCAGUUUGAACGGGAGUUGACUUACUUAGGCAUCACUGGAGUCAGAGACAAACUGCAGGCCUAUGUCCCGGAGACACUUGAGCUGAUGAUGGAGGCAGGCAUUCGCGUCUGGAUCGCUACAGGAGACGAUGUGGAGUAUGCACUCCACGUCUGUCACAGCUGCCGUCUCCUCACGAGUCAAACCAAAGUCUUCCAUGCUGCUCUAGCCACGCGAGGGAAGCGAGCGAAGAGAGAAGGCAUGCUAUUAUAUGAUAUGUUUAAAGAGGCGAGGAUAUUAAAGAGAGCAGAUGAGCAUAUUUGUUUGGUUGUUACGGGACCCAACCUCACUGCCUUUCUAAACCACCCAGACCUCCAGACUUGCUUCUUGAACAUGGCUUGCUGCUGCGAUGUUGUGGUGGCGGCGCGAGUCACUGCAACACAGAAGGCAGACAUGGUGCGGUUGGUGAAGAAGCGUCUCACCCCACAGCCCAUCACCUUGGCAAUAGGUGAUGGAGGUAACGACGCACCUAUGCUACAAGAGGCGAGCGUUGGAGUUGCAGUGAGGACAGAGAGAGGGACAUCUGUUGCGGGUUUUGCUGACUUUGCUAUCUCUGAGUUCCGGUAA
Messenger RNA from Eimeria acervulina, 1644 nucleotides. RefSeq lists its product as hypothetical. Lineage: Eukaryota; Apicomplexa; Conoidasida; Eucoccidiorida; Eimeriidae. Gene Ontology annotation, biological process: phospholipid translocation. The record is from RefSeq and is a predicted model, not a curated record. The transcript has 14 exons. Gene Ontology annotation, molecular function: nucleotide binding; ATPase-coupled intramembrane lipid carrier activity. Bases 1 to 1644 code for a protein of 547 amino acids. Gene Ontology annotation, cellular component: plasma membrane.